AAGUGAAGUAGAAGAAAUCUUUCUGUAGAAUUUCCUUAUGUCCAUCCUUACGUCACACAAACCAAGGUUUGCCACAUACGAUUCUACUUGUCAAAUUGCCCAACAGAUUGCUGAGAAAAUUCAACAACGAAAUCAGUAUGAACGAAAUGGUGAAAACACAAGCAAGCUUACGGUGACAAUCAGAACGUUGUUGCAGAAUCUGAAGGAAAAGAUCGCCCUUUUGAAGGACUUAUUGCUAAGAGCUGUGUCAACACAUCAGAUAACCCAGCUUGAAGGGGACAGAAGACAGAACCUAUUGGACGAUCUUGUCACCCGAGAGCGACUGCUUCUGGCGUCCUUUAAGAAUGAGGGUGCCGAGCCAGAUCUGAUCAGGUCCAGCCUGCUGACUGGGGGAGCUCAGGGCCCAGCGCCCAACCCUUGGCUCCUGGAGGAGUCAGAGGAGACGGGAGGCUUAGGUUUCAACGAAAUCCGGCAACAGCAGCAGAGAAUUAUCCAAGAGCAGGAUGCAGGCCUUGAUGCCCUUUCCUCCAUCAUCAGUCGCCAAAAACAAAUGGGGCAGGAGAUUGGGAAUGAAUUGGACGAACAAAACGAGAUCAUUGAUGACCUUGCCAACCUGGUGGAGAAUACAGAUGUGAAACUUCGCACCGAAACAAGGCGUGUGAGCAGGGUGGACCAAAAGUCGGCAUCCUGUGGGAUGGUCAUGGUGAUAUUGCUGCUGCUGGUGGCCAUCGUGGUCGUUGGCGUCUGGCCCACCAACUAAUGGCAGAAAAGGGACCCCCAGCAGAGACGCCCACCAGCGUCCGAUGAAGGCCCAGCACCCUCCCGCUACACAAACGCUGCCCUCAAUAAACACCCUCCGUGCUCCAAA
Molecule: messenger RNA, 868 nt
Organism: Echinops telfairi (small Madagascar hedgehog)
Lineage: Eukaryota; Metazoa; Chordata; Mammalia; Afrosoricida; Tenrecidae
Gene: STX8
Product: syntaxin 8
Exons: 8
Coding region: 38-760 (240 amino acids)
Biological process (GO): vesicle fusion; intracellular protein transport
Cellular component (GO): SNARE complex; endomembrane system
Molecular function (GO): SNARE binding; SNAP receptor activity
Source: RefSeq, a predicted model, not a curated record